UUUUUUCUGCUUUCAUCCGAGGUACAAACAAAAAAAUACAGUCGCCAUGUCUUUCGUUGCCUACAUUUCACUACUGUGCUUUGCGGUGGCGUGUGCCCAUCCAAGCACUAACGGAGAUUCGGACAAGAGGAAUCUCCUGGAACUUGGCACCCUGCUCGGUACCGUCACCGGAAAUCCAGCCCUGGAUUACAACGGAUAUGGAUGCUACUGUGGAUGGGGAGGCGCUGGUACCCCCGUUGACGCCGUGGAUAGGUGUUGCCAGGUGCACGACCAGUGCUACGGUUCAUUGAGCUCGUCUGGAUGUUAUCCCAAACUUGAGACCUACCACUACACAUGCUCGGGCCACUCUUGUCAUUGUAACAGCCAAACAUCUUCAUGUGAGGACAGAACCUGUAAAUGCGACAUCGACUUCGCCAACUGUGUGGCCGCACAUCCCUACAACGAUAGGUACCACAACUACAACCACAACAACUGCUAGAACCUGAAUCAACGAAAAUAACCACACCAACUGCUAGCAACAAAAGACUUCUAAUAAAUGUUUCAUAUUUAUCAAGAAAAACCAAAA
Molecule: messenger RNA, 565 nt
Organism: Physella acuta
Lineage: Eukaryota; Metazoa; Mollusca; Gastropoda; Physidae
Product: basic phospholipase A2 PA-5
Biological process (GO): arachidonate secretion; phospholipid metabolic process; lipid catabolic process
Molecular function (GO): phospholipid binding; calcium ion binding
Source: RefSeq, a predicted model, not a curated record